UUGUUGCCUCUUCCCCGUUUCUGUCUCCUCGUUGGUGGAUGCAGCGAAUGUCCACUGUCCUGCAGGGAGUUGGGGGAGAAAACAAGCGAGACCUCGUCCACAUGUGACGGGUUUCGAUCGUGAGGUGAUGACGGCUGUUGUAGCUUGUUUAUUAUGGCAAACUAUGGUUCCAGCUGUGAGGUGACCGUGAACACCGCCGUGGUGUGUUUGAGAAAAUUAGUCAGAGUGAAGAAUAAUUUUUUUUGUUUAUUUAGUUUUAGUCUCUGGUUAGUUUACAAGGAAAUAACGAUUAUAAAGUUAAUAAAUGCUGGCUCAUGUUUUGGUCUAACAGUUGUUACAUCAUUAGUAAAAUAAAACAGUCCAGUUGGACUGGAUGAAGCAGACACAGCUGACUGACUCGGUGAUGUCCUCAGACUUGUCAGUCUCUCUGUCAGGCCCUGGUCUCACUCUCCUCCUUUCUCUCUCCGUGUGUUUGAUUUCUACACCAGAGCCAGCCUUCGGUGAAGUCAACCAACUCGGCGGCGUGUUCGUGAACGGCAGGCCGCUCCCCAACGCCAUCCGCCUCCGCAUCGUGGAGCUGGCCCAGCUCGGGAUUCGACCCUGCGACAUUAGCCGACAGCUGCGCGUCUCGCACGGCUGCGUCAGUAAGAUCCUGGCCCGCUACAAUGAGACUGGCUCCAUCCUGCCGGGAGCCAUCGGAGGCAGCAAACCCCGGGUCACCACACCCACCGUGGUCAAGCACAUACGGACGUACAAGCAGCGAGACCCGGGGAUUUUUGCCUGGGAGAUCCGGGACAGGCUACUCGCCGACGGGGUUUGUGACAAGUUCAACCUCCCGUCCGUCAGCUCCAUCAGCCGGAUCCUGCGCAACAAGAUCGGGAAUCUGUCCCAGCAGAGUCAGUACGAGUCCGGGAAGCAGGCGCCUCACCCUCCGCCUCAGCCCACCUUAUCCUACAACCACUUGUAUCCGUACCCGACCUCCAAAGUGCCAACUCCCCCUGGGAUGCCCACUCUACCCGGACACAUGGCCAUGCACAGGAUAUGGCCUUCGUCGCACUCUGUGACAGAUAUUCUGGGGAUACGGUCGAUAACAGAGCAACAAAUUAGUGACAGUGCAGCCUUUUCCAGCGCCAAACUAGAAGAAUGGAGCGCGUUAAACAGGACUAAUUUCCCAGCAGCCAUCUCUCCGCUAGUCAGUGACGUGGAUAAACCGCAUUUAGAACCUGAAGCAAAAUACACACAGAUGCUGAAUGGCUUGCCCACAGUGAACAGCUAUGCCACAGCACCCAGCAUCACUCCCUACCACCAUCCCACCCAAGUGUCACCCUACAUGGGGUACAGCGCCACCACGUCGGCCUAUGUGACCGGAGCCACAUGGCAGCCGGCCAGUGGCAGUGCUCCAUCUCCCCGCAGCUGUGACAUCGCCGCCCCUCUGGCCUUCAAGAGCAUGACGGCCGGCUGCGACUCCAUCCACCAGGUCACCGCCUCGGUGCGGUGAGGUCAGCCCCGAGGACUGAUGGGACGGAGAGAUCAAGACGGCCACCCUGUGGCGGCCCUCGAUCCGGUCCCACUGCCUCCUUCCUCUGCCAAGGACUUGACCCCGGGACCCAUAUUUGUGGCGUCCCUCCAACACAGACAGACCAGAGACAGGACUGGAAAUAAACAGCGAGACCAUUUUGACCACAAACACGUCUGAAAGAAGUUGCAGGACAGGUGUAACCGAGGGACUGGGACUGGGACUGGGACUCCAUCCAUUCAUCUAUCAACACGACUCCUCUCCAGAUUCUUCACUGAGCUCUUCUGCUGCAAUCGUCUUUGGGCAAAAACAGGGGGGUGACGUAGAAUUCCAAAAAUAUGCAAUCAAAGAAGAGGGGAAAAAAAACUCUGCAUUUGUGUUUUCAGGGUGCUUAUUCAUAGCUUUUCUUGUGUUUGUUUUGCUCUUGUUGUUGUUGUUGUUUAUGUUUUGAUAUAAGUCACAUUGUGUCCUAUGGUGCAUUGUUUUCCCACUUCUCUAAAAAGAAACAAACAAACAAAAAAAAAAGAAGAAGAAAUGUAGCCGAUGUGCAGGAGCUCCACGCUGGGAGAAGUUUAUUUAUUAGAUUAAGGUACGUUAAAUGAAGUGCAAUUUGCCUCACAGACGGAUCAGAACCUCCGGGAGCGUAAAGAAUAGAAUUGGCUUUGUUCUGAUGUCGGAGUCUUCGAGCAUUAACAAUUGACAAAUGUUGCACAAUGAAAUUGAAUGUAUCUUAUUAAACUGUUUGGCUGUUA
Messenger RNA from Cynoglossus semilaevis (tongue sole), 2268 nucleotides. It is a transcript of the gene pax9, whose product is annotated as paired box 9. The transcript is spliced from 3 exons. Bases 374 to 1498 code for a protein of 374 amino acids. The record is from RefSeq and is a predicted model, not a curated record. Gene Ontology annotation, biological process: regulation of transcription by RNA polymerase II; anatomical structure development. Gene Ontology annotation, molecular function: RNA polymerase II cis-regulatory region sequence-specific DNA binding; DNA-binding transcription factor activity, RNA polymerase II-specific. Lineage: Eukaryota; Metazoa; Chordata; Actinopteri; Pleuronectiformes; Cynoglossidae.